AUGAAGGCGCCGGCGAGAAGAGCAGCAGCAGCAGCAAAGGCCCAGGGAAAUGAGCAGCAGCAGCAGCAGCAACAGCAGCAGCAGUGCAACGUCAGCAGCAGCAACAGCAGCAACGCAACGGCAGCAGCAGCAGCAGCAGCAACGCAACGGCAGCAGCAGCAACAGCAGCAACGCAACAGCAGCAGCAGCAACAGCAGCAACGCAACAGCAGCAGCAGCAGCAACAGCUGCAGGAGACGCGGCAGCAGCAGCAGCUACAGGAGUCGCAACGCCAGCAACAACACAUGCACGGCAGCAGCAGCAGCAGCACGAGCAGCAGCAGCACAAGCAGCAGCAGCAGCGGCAGUACAAGCAGCAAAAGCAGCAGCACAAGCAGCAGCCACACAAGCAGCAGCCGCACAAGCAGCAGCAGCAGCAGCAGCAGCACAAGUAG
Eimeria necatrix is the source of this 432-nucleotide messenger RNA. RefSeq lists its product as hypothetical. The transcript has 2 exons. The record is from RefSeq and is a predicted model, not a curated record. Lineage: Eukaryota; Apicomplexa; Conoidasida; Eucoccidiorida; Eimeriidae. Bases 1 to 432 code for a protein of 143 amino acids.